AUGCAGAACCCAUCUUGUCUCCUAUACGGCCCAGGUGAUGCCAGGUUCGAAGACCGCCCAGUUCCUAAGAUCGAAGAUCCACAUGAUGUUAUUAUCCGAAUCGCCUACGUCGGAGUCUGUGGAAGCGACGUCCAUUUCUGGACGCACGGUGGCAUCAAAUACCAUGUCUCCCAGGACCGCCCUCUAGUAAUGGGCCAUGAAGCCUCGGGGAUCGUGCACGCCGUCGGACCCGCGGUUACCAAUCUGGAACCGGGCGAUAAAAUCGCCAUCGAGCCCGGGUAUGCCUGUCGCCUUUGUAACAUCUGCAAAGCAGGACGCUACAACCUGUGUCCGAAGAUGAAGUUUGCCGCGAGUCCACCGUACACACACGGCACGCUGUCAAAGUACUAUAAGAUGCCUGCGGAUUGUUGCUUCAAGAUUCCCACGGGAACGGAUAGGCCGUUAGGCCUUGAUGAAGCUGUGCUGAUGGAGCCAUUGGCUGUUGCUAUGCACAGUGUGCGCCAAGUAGGCAUUCAUCCCGGCGACAAGGUUCUGGUCUUUGGCUCAGGCACGGUAGGACUUUUAUGCGCGGUAGUGGCGCGUGAGUUCGGGGCUGGCUCGGUCGUGAUCGUGGACUUGAGUCGUGACAAAUUGGACUUCGCACAGAAGUUUAUCCCGAAUGGGCGGAUGGCUUUCUCAACCUAUAUCCCAAGCAAGGAUCUCUCACCAGAAGAGAACGCAAAACAGUUGCGUGCCUUGCAUAGCAGCACAGACCUGUCUGAUGCAGAUGUCCUAGGGUUUGAUGUUGCCAUUGAGGCUACGGGAGCAGAAUCCUGUAUUCAGACGGCUAUCCACGCGCUAAGAGUUGGAGGCAAUUACAUCCAGACGGGGAUGGGGAAGAGAGUUGUCAAUUUUCCUAUCUCUUUGGUUGGGGAGCAUGAAAUCACUGUCAAGGGCUGCUUCCGAUAUGGAGCAGGUGACUUCAAGAUGGGAUUGGAUAUGGUUUCGGCCAAAAGGAUUGAUUUGAAGCCGCUUAUUACCAAGGUCAUGCCAUUUGAGAAUGUCGUUGAUGCUUGGGAAACUACCAAGAGAGGCGAGGGGAUCAAGACUUUGAUCCGAGGAGCGGGAUUUGAUGAAGAGGAU
Penicillium lagena is the source of this 1122-nucleotide messenger RNA. Its product is annotated as NAD(P)-dependent alcohol dehydrogenase. Gene Ontology annotation, biological process: D-sorbitol catabolic process. Gene Ontology annotation, molecular function: L-iditol 2-dehydrogenase (NAD+) activity; zinc ion binding. The annotation marks the transcript as partial. The transcript is spliced from 2 exons. The record is from RefSeq and is a predicted model, not a curated record. NCBI's taxonomy places the organism in Eukaryota, Fungi, Ascomycota, Eurotiomycetes, Eurotiales, Aspergillaceae.